Messenger RNA from Erigeron canadensis, 1693 nucleotides. Its product is annotated as inositol-pentakisphosphate 2-kinase-like. The transcript has 9 exons. The record is from RefSeq and is a predicted model, not a curated record. Gene Ontology annotation, biological process: inositol phosphate biosynthetic process. NCBI's taxonomy places the organism in Eukaryota, Viridiplantae, Streptophyta, Magnoliopsida, Asterales, Asteraceae. Bases 116 to 1474 code for a protein of 452 amino acids. Gene Ontology annotation, molecular function: inositol-1,3,4,5,6-pentakisphosphate 2-kinase activity; ATP binding. Gene Ontology annotation, cellular component: nucleus.
AAUGCCAGCUGCUUAAAACCAUCGAUCAGUGUCUGUAGCUAUCUCUCUUCGCUAGCUAGGGUUUUGACUUUUGAGCUUCAUAUAUAUUCAAGUAGGACGUAGUGAAAAAUAAAUAAUGGAGGAGGAGGAGUUGAAAUUGGAGAGAAAGGAUGCAGGAGAAUGGAUAUAUAGAGGAGAAGGAGCUGCUAAUCUCAUUCUUUCUUAUACUGGUUCAUCUCCUCCUUUUGUUGGGAAAGUGUUGAGGGUACAAAAAGUCAAGAGAAAUGGGACCAAUUGUGAGGAACUUUCUUCAGUUUUAUCCGAACAUGAAUGCCUUUUGUGGAAAGAAGAUUGCGACCUUUUAGCUGCCCCAACAAGGGAAAUUGCAGAACAUCUAUAUGUCCAGGAUAUAAUGAGCCCAUUAUUAGGUUCUGAUCAUGUUGAUGCCGGGAUUCGUGUUCUAGUAUCCAGGGAUUUCCUUGAGUCAUUGGGGAAAAGUAUUCUUUCUCAGCGUCCUUCCUGGAGAGUUAAUGAUGCAGACGUCAAUACUCAGUGUGAUUAUGCACUAGUUAUAUCCGAUCAUUCAGUUUUUCCCCAAGCUCUUCAUGAUAGGGAGCUUUCGAUAUCUGUAGAGAUAAAGCCUAAGUGUGGAUUUCUUCCAUGUUCAAGAUAUAUCUUAGAAGAACAUGCAAUCAAAAGGAGCAUGACUCGUUUCAAGCUUCACCAGGGCCUAAAAUUACAACAAAAGAAGAUAUCACAGUUAAGCCAGUAUGAUCCGUUAGAUAUGUUUUCUGGAUCCAAGGAAAGAAUACUGAAAUCAAUUGAAGACCUCUUCUCUACUCCUCAGAACAAUUUUCGGGUGUUCUUGAAUGGUUCUCUUGAGUUUGGUAGCUUAGGUGGUGGGAAAUACAUAACUAACGUUCAUCAUGAUAAAGCGUUUGAGGAUGAACUAAAAUCUGUUAUUAAUGCCCAUGAUGGCAUGCGCACAACUUGCUUUCUGCAACUUGUUUCUGAGGCUGUUUUUAGAUCAAAAUUAUUGGAUCGCCUUCUUGAAGUUCAAAAACUUGAUGUUUAUGACAUAGAAGGGGCAAUUCAUGCAUAUUAUGAUGUUGUUUCUCAACCCUGUGUGAUAUGCAGAGAGCUGGGUGAAGAUCACUUAUCAGGAAGAUACAGCUCUUUGCAUUCACUCCCAUUGGAUGAAAGUUUGAAGAUUGUGAGGGAGUAUUUGAUUGCUGCAACUGCAAAAGACUUGAGUCUCAUGAUUAGUUUUCGAACGAGAGAAAAUUUGGAUCCAAAAUCUCCAUAUAAUGUUAUUUUUCAUGAAUCAACUGGCCAAAGUUUUGAUUAUAAGGUGUCUUUUAUUGAUCUGGAUAUGAAACCUUUGGAAAAGAUGAUAUAUUAUCAUGAGGUAGACCAAAAAAUUGUUCGUUGCCACACAAAGACGAUGAAACCCCCAAAGCCACCUGAAAAAUCUGCAUCUGAUGAAGAGCGGUGAUUGCCAUGGAAUAACAAUGAAGUGGAUGCAUUGUCAACGAUUAUAUGUUCCAGCCCCUAUAUUUGUGGUAAUCCAAUGAAGGGAGGCCCGGACAUUGACGCCUGUUGUGUCAAGGUUGGGAAUUGCUGCAUCACAUAGAUCGUUUUCAUAACUUUAUAGCUGAUGUGAUGGAGGAAAUAUUGCAUCAGCGGUCAACAUGCUACAGCAGGACUUAUGAAG